This is a messenger RNA of Williopsis jadinii, 1332 nucleotides long. RefSeq names its product Rav2p (gene RAV2). The record is from RefSeq and is a predicted model, not a curated record. The transcript has a single exon. Lineage: Eukaryota; Fungi; Ascomycota; Saccharomycetes; Phaffomycetales; Wickerhamomycetaceae. Gene Ontology annotation, cellular component: RAVE complex. The coding region runs from base 138 to 1115 and encodes 325 amino acids.
UUCGUGCCUCAAUGUUGGUGCCUAUUGCUUCCAAUAUUGAACCCCGGGGUAGAGUGUAAUUUCGUGAAAAGCAAAUACGUCCAGACUCGAAGGCUCGUACAAAUCACACCACCAUACCGGAACGUAUACGAUAAGAGAUGUCUGCUUCUCUCUAUCCAGCUAUACCACCAGAGAAAUAUGUGGAAUUGGAACUUCUGAAUGCUGCGAGCGAUCAAACGUGGCUUGUUGACUCGGUGAUAAAGCCUGAAUUGCCUCAAGUGAUAGAGACCUUGACACGAUGUCUUGAGAUGAUCACUUCAAGCACCCAGCCAAUCAAGUUAGCAUUGACCUCUUCGAGAACAGAACAAGCAAAGGGCGUGAUCACCAGGAUUGGCGAUGAGAUUGUGGAUUUGGACGUUACGCUGUCGCUGAACACUUUUAGCAAGAAGCUCCGUCUCAAGAUGAAACCUCAGUGCCACCUACAACUAUUACAAUGGACAGAGUUGAUAAAGCUUGUGAAUACUGCUCUUACGGACGUGGUGAUCUUACAAGAGUGUGAGCAGUUUGAUGAGUUCUUCUCGCAGCUGAACAAAGUGAUGGUUUGUCUUGGGAAGUGUAACACUGCCAUAAACAACCCUCACUUUGACGUCUUGUUCCCACAGCAUAAGAUGGAUCUCACUACGGUGUUUGACAGCGAUGGGAACCUCUUAGAACACUAUAAGGAUAGACUCACGAUGGACUUCUUCCUGCUGAACAGUGAGAUAACUCUGGAACUCAAGUCGCUAACGACUGUCACGGAAGAACCCUGGAACGAGAUUGACUCUCAGGGGAAUUCCCAUGCCGACAGGUUAAGAGACGAUCUGAAGCACCAUCGGAUCCAGUUGAACGAUGUGUUGGAGCACGAGAAGCAUGGGCUAUUCUCGCAGAUGUUCCACAAGUUCACAGCACACGACUAUCUAACAAGAGCUAUAACGUUUCACGACAGGGUUGUCAUUGAAGUCGAAAAGCUGUCGAUAAACUGUCAAGACCCUGUGCUGCUUGCUGUUGGAGCGAAGCUCAAUGGAGUGGAACACCUGAUAUCAAAGAUGUACAAGAACUUAGACCUUGUUAUGAUGUCCUUGGAUCAAAAGAAGUGAAUUGAAUACUAACAAUAAUGGUGAUCUGUAUACUAGUUUUUAGAAUUGAUCAGGAAGCUCUGUUUCCUCUGCUUAAGAUUGAUGCUCGAGAGCUUAUACUUCAACCGAUCUUUCUUCAGCCUCAACUGCCUCAACUGCUCUAGUUCCUCAGGUGUUCCCUGGAUGGAAACCUCUUCAGAUUUGAACUUACUUAUACGAAUAUCGUUCAGCUGUCUCU